Messenger RNA from Vigna unguiculata (cowpea), 636 nucleotides. NCBI's taxonomy places the organism in Eukaryota, Viridiplantae, Streptophyta, Magnoliopsida, Fabales, Fabaceae. The record is from RefSeq and is a predicted model, not a curated record.
AUGUCCAUGGUGGCUCUUUUUGGUAAAUUGAGAGAGUAUGAACUUGAAUUUGGGCGUUUAAAUGAAGAAGAGGACCAAAGAAGGAAAAAGAACAUAGCUUUCAAAUCUGAGAUUGUAAAAAGCAAAAGCCUCAAAGAAGAUGAUGACUCUGAUGAUAAGAAUAUGAGUCUAAUGAUAAAGAAGUUCACAAAGUUUAUGAAGAGCAAUGGCAAAGGUCAUCACAAAAGGUAUAAAAACGAAAACCAAAACUUUGUUUCAAAAUUCAAUUGCUAUGGAUGUGGUGAAACAAGUCACGUAAAAACGGAUUGCCCAAAUGCUAAAAAGGGUAAAGAGAAGAACGACAAAAAGGUUUUCAAGAAAAAGAAAUCGGAGGAUAACGAUUCAAGUUCUUCUUCAAGUUCUUCUUCAAGCUCAUCCAGCUCUAGUGAAUCUGAUGAGGAAGCAAAUCUAUGUUUGAUUGCUGAACAUGACUCUUCUGACAGUGAGGUAAGUUCUUGUAGUAAUGACAAUGAUUAUGAUUCUUUGUAUGAUGCAUUUCAACAACUACUUCAUAAAUCUAGUAAGUUAGAUGCUGCUCACAAGAAAUUAAAAUAUGAUUUUAAGGAGUUACAAAGUAAGUUUGAAAAUCUCUCUUGA